Messenger RNA from Galeopterus variegatus (Sunda flying lemur), 1756 nucleotides. It is a transcript of the gene NXPH2, whose product is annotated as neurexophilin 2. The record is from RefSeq and is a predicted model, not a curated record. The transcript is spliced from 2 exons. Gene Ontology annotation, molecular function: signaling receptor binding. NCBI's taxonomy places the organism in Eukaryota, Metazoa, Chordata, Mammalia, Dermoptera, Cynocephalidae. Bases 39 to 833 code for a protein of 264 amino acids.
GGGCGCGCAGCUCGUGAGAAGCCGCUCCAGCCGGCACCAUGCGCCUGCGGCCGCUGCCCCUCGUCGUGGUCCCCGGCUUGCUGCAGUUGCUCUUUUGCGACAGUAGAGAAGUGGUGCAUGCCACAGAGGGGCUGGAUUGGGAAGACAAAGAUGCUCCAGGGACAUUGGUCGGAAACGUGGUGCACUCCAGGAUCAUCAGUCCCUUGCGCCUGUUUGUUAAACAGUCUCCAGUGCCAAAGCCUGGUCCCACGGCAUAUGCAGAUAGCAUGGAAAACUUUUGGGACUGGCUGGCCAACAUCACAGAGGUUCAGGAGCCAUUGACAAGAACUAAACGGAGGCCAAUAGUAAAAACGGGAAAAUUUAAGAAAAUGUUUGGAUGGGGCGACUUUCAUUCCAACAUUAAAACUGUCAAACUAAACCUCCUCAUCACAGGAAAAAUCGUCGAUCAUGGAAAUGGAACCUUCAGUGUUUAUUUCCGACAUAAUUCAACAGGUCUGGGCAAUGUGUCAGUGAGCUUGGUACCCCCCUCCAAAGUGGUGGAAUUUGAAGUUUCCCCCCAGUCUACCUUGGAGACCAAGGAAUCUAAAUCUUUCAAUUGUCGCAUUGAGUAUGAAAAAACAGAUCGGGCAAAGAAGACUGCUCUGUGCAACUUUGACCCGUCCAAGAUCUGCUACCAGGAGCAAACUCAGAGCCAUGUGUCUUGGUUGUGCUCCAAGCCCUUCAAGGUCAUUUGCAUUUACAUUGCCUUUUACAGUGUUGAUUAUAAACUCGUGCAAAAGGUCUGUCCUGACUACAAUUACCAUAGUGAGACCCCAUACUUAUCUUCUGGCUGAAUCUUUCCAAAAUGAUGGAAAUGAAGGACAUAUGUAUGUGUGUAUUUAAUUAGAAUGACCAAGAAACAAGCCCAGCUCUUCAUGGCAAAAGAUUCCUUUUGUUUCUGGCAGUGAACCGUAGUUCCCUAUCAGGUUUUCAAAUAAAAAAAAAGAAAGAAAGAAAGAAAGACUUUUAAAUGUGAAAUGUGUUUGUUUUGAUCAUAAGUACCUUUAUCUAAAGAGUCAAACUGUUUAUGAAAUUGUCGCUUUCAUGUAAGAUGAACUAAGUUCUAGAACUAUUGUUGUUUCUCUGAAAAAAUGUCAGUGGGAGCCACGCGUGACAAGAAGGAACUGAAUUAUGCAUGUUACGAACAUUGCUCUUAAAAUGAGCUUGCUUUUGAAAUAUGCUUUGGAGGUUUACCUUAAAAAUAGCAGAUUCAGUAAAGCAACUGAAAAGAUGGUAUUUGAUAGAUGAAUUGUGUUUCUGACAUUGAAUUCUUUUUUUUAUUGCUGUCUUUUUCUCCACAUCUAUGCCAUUAUUUAUAUGAGAGAUGAAAGGGUAAAAUUUGUUUCAAAAUUCGUGUGUGAAGUUACAGUACCACAGUGGAACCAAGUACGUUAUCAUCUGAGCUAGAGUUGAGUGGAACGUAAUUUAAGCACCUAGCCCUGUGUUGGUCACCAUCCUUCCAAUUCUCAUCUUCGGAGUAAUACUGGUGGAUGGGGAAAGCAAAUCUGGGUAUAAGUCAUUUCAACAAUAAUGAAGAUCAUGAUGUUUUUAGACUCUUUUGCCAAAUUCAAUGGUCUGAGAUUAUCAAAAAUAACAUAGAAUUUGUAUGUACUCUGCAGCUUAAAACUUCUUUCUAUUAAUUUGAUAGUGUGAUUUUAUAUACAUAUGUAGAAUAACUCUGACAUUGAAAGAAAAUGAUUGUUUUCUAGGCUAGAAU